AUGUUUCUUACCAGGUACCUAUGCAAGCUAAUCGGCGACUACAUACGGGGCUUUUUGAAGAAGCUAGAUAGUGACUCAAUAUCUCUAAACCUUCUAGGGGGUUCCAUUGAACUGAAGAAUGUUGAAAUUGAUGACAGUGUCAUGAGGUACUGCAGGACUUUUUGUCCUAUUGAGCGAAUAGUUGUGGAAAGUCUGCGAGUUAAGGUCCCCUGGCUUGAGCUCUAUUCAAAAUCCUGUGAAGUGUGCCUCAAAGGUGUCUUUGUGGUUGUUAGUGUCCCGUGUGAUACAGAUUCUGACGAAUACGGUGACAUAUUAAAGGGAAGACAUAAAAUAGUUGAUCUCUUCGAUGCCUUCAAACAAAAGCCAAUGUCGGAUGCUGAGAGGGAGCGCUCAAAUUUUUUUACCCGUCUUAAGCACAUCGUUUUACGCAACAUUACACUGGUUAUCGAGGAUAGUCUGAUGUGGUAUGAGCAAAAUGAUGGGAAUGCUGUUGGGGCAAUGAUAGGACUUCAGCAUCUAGUCUGCGCUCCAGCGAAUGCCACGGGUGAUAGUGGCCUUCUCAGUGAUGAUUUAAGCAAUACCCAUCGAGUUAUCACUCUUCAAGGUCUUUCUCUUUUGGCGGAUUCUGAUACCUCCGGCAAGAUUCAACAUGAGCCAUGGCAUAUAAUGUCCUUGGAUAGUUUUAAACGACUACUAAAAAGUGGGUUUGAAAUGAGGGCUAUAUCCAAUGGCUACACUGUUAAACCUUCCUCCGGGAAACUACUUUCUUCAUUACAGUAUAAGAAUUCACGUCUGUCUGUUGGAAUCCGAGGGGCCAUACAUGUUGGUGGAGUUAAUUUCCACUUUUCCAACUUAGCUGCACUGAUAAUGAUAGCUCGGGGCAUCUCCUCUUUGUACGGAACCACUGAUGACUACUUGAGAAUGAGACCAACAAAAAGGCCUAGUUGUGCAAUACCAGGAAGCUGUGUGUCCUGGUGGAAAUACAUCAUUCACCGAGUCGUAUCGAAUACAAGUAGCCGAACUCGAAAAGAUACUUUCAAUUGGGAGUUUUACCGAAACUGGAAGCAAUUAUGUGAGGAAUAUUACAACUACUAUCUUUUGGUUUUGGGUGCACCAUGGCUUUUUGGGCACGUCGUGAAUGCCAAGAGGCUGGGCGAGGCAAGACGUUCGCUUUCUAUCGAACACCUUAUUCAGGUUAGACAAGAAGCGAGGUACACUUUAGAGCAGUUUCGUCUUACUGAAAGGGUAUUCCCUCGGCAUUAUGGAGAUACCAUUUGCGACCGAAGUGCGGAAUACAGCGUAGCAGCCGUGGAAGUGCUUCAGGGUUCGCUGGAUUACUCCCCAAUGAAGGGUGAAAUUUCAAUUUAUCUUGCGUUUCCCGAGUUGCCACUUGUUCUUUGGAACAAUGAUAUGGUUACUACUGUACUGUUCAAGAAUGUGUCUCUUCAAUCGGUUCAUGCAGAGGGAAAACACCAGACUGUUUUGUCGACAUUAGCCGUUUCUGUUUGUUUGGGUUCUUCAAGAUAUGACUGCGUUGAAAUGAUUGAAAUUAUGGGUAAAUCCGAGAACAAAGAGGGAAUUCUUAUUUCCUAUGUGCAAGGCAUCUGUGAUACGGAACUUUCAGUUGAUCUGAGUUCUAUUAGUAUCAAGUACGACAAGAAAAUUGUUGAGAGGCUACUUACUGCAAUUCUUAUGUCUGAAUUGAUUGACAUAGUUGGAGCACCUGGCUACCCUCUAAAAAUGAAUACAAAGAAGACACGUGGAAUCAAAACAAAAGUUGGCAUUCGUAAUGCAAUAGUAGACUUUGGAGAAAUAGAAGUUUGCGUUGAAGACUUGGAUAUUUUUCCAUCGCUGAGGUGUUCCGAAUUAUGCAUCAAUGAAGCUUCUAGUCCGCCUUUCAUCAUUGUAACGGACUUCACUGUGAACUCUGAGAAUGACACCACAUUUGUUUCUGGAAACUCAUACAUCCGUGGAGUACUUUUGAGUUUUUAUACAAUGAGGGGCGUUUUAUUUGACGUUUUUACCAGCUUGAAGGGUUUGUUUCCUUUGUUGGAACGUGGAAAUGCGUCGCAGACUGUAGAACCUAAGAGGGUAUUUGAGUUUACUUUUCCCUAUUUUGCGAUUGACUUUCCUGGUGACAACGUGCAGCUGCAAAUGCCAGAACUUGUUGUUCGCCUCACGCCUGGGGUUAAUUGGUUAAUUACUGUUGUGUGCAAGCAAAUGUGUUGUGAUUCCCUGCUUAGUAAAAUGAACAUGAGUAUCAUGAUUUCCGGUGGAAUCAGCGACAAAUGGACUUCACUGAGCACUCAUCUGACUGAUUCAAAGGCGAAUUCGAUUGUUUCCGUGACGUUUGACGGAGGAAAUAUCAUUAUGGAUAGUCGAUUUGUGAGUGUGCUGGAGUUUUUGAAUGAUCUCGCUUGGGUUAUGCUUGUUCAACCAGAAGAGGGCAUUCCGAUAUACCGCAAUGAAAGUUUUAAGGAUCCUUCAAUAGAGGUCCUUGCUUUAUUUGGAAAUGUAUCUUUUUCAGUUGUUGGGGAGCCUUUGUGUGCCUGGAAGUUUCCCUUCCGCCUUUUAUGCGAAGGUCACAACAGCCUUGUUAUGGAGAUUAAACGUUUUUGUGAUACACGUAUGGAGCUCAGUGUCACCCUUGGAAGUCGUUGUUCUUGGGACGUUAAUGGCUAUGCCUUAAUGUAUCCCUCAAAAGCUGACGCGGGAACGCUACGAGCAGUGAUGAAGUGGGAGCCACCAAGUGUUUUAGAUGUGGUGAACCCUCUCACAGUGCUGGUGACAUCGGUGAUAACCUCUGAACGCUCUUUCACAGCUUACUUCCCUGCGUUGCAGGAAUGGCUGCGCCAGUUCAAUGAAGCAGGAUCACCGUUGUAUCGGUUGAGGAGCAUGGGGUCAAGGUUGCAUUUUGGAUUGCGUACCUCCCAUGGUCGAUUAUACUCUGCUGGGUUUUGGCCCCAGCGAAAUGUGGUUUACGUGGAGGCAAAAAAUGUGGUGUUACUGUACUUUCCAUGGGGUAAAUUGUCCUCUAAUUGUGUCGUUGAUUCUGAGGAUGAGGAUGAGGAUGAGGAUGAGGAUGAGGAUGAGAAUGAUGAUGAUGAUGAUGAUGAUACGCAUGUGCGAAUAGGUGUCCCUUUGUGUAGGGUGACAUGGUCCUACGAUGGCCUUAGCCGAUGCAUGUCNAUGUGGUGUUACUGUACUUUCCAUGGGGUAAAUUGUCCUCUAAUUGUGUCGUUGAUUCUGAGGAUGAGGAUGAGGAUGAGGAUGAGGAUGAGAAUGAUGAUGAUGAUGAUACGCAUGUGCGAAUAG
Messenger RNA from Trypanosoma grayi, 3315 nucleotides. RefSeq names its product putative vacuolar protein sorting-associated protein 13A isoform X4. The transcript has a single exon. Gene Ontology annotation, cellular component: extrinsic component of membrane. Bases 1 to 3315 code for a protein of 1104 amino acids. NCBI's taxonomy places the organism in Eukaryota, Euglenozoa, Kinetoplastea, Trypanosomatida, Trypanosomatidae. The record is from RefSeq and is a predicted model, not a curated record. Gene Ontology annotation, biological process: protein targeting to vacuole; protein retention in Golgi apparatus.